GCUAUGUCCCUUCACACACUGUCACACUCUGUCAAAGAGUCCAGACACACUCAGCGAUCCUCUUCUCCGACAGUCAGAACAGCACUCAGUCACUUAAUCUGAUUUAAAGGACUUUUUUUUUUUUACAGUCCAGCUCCUUCGGUUGGACUUUAGUGUUUCUUGACUGGACUGAAUAUUUGGGCCUGGUGCUGCGGAGCUCCAGUCCCGUCUAUUGCUUCUUCUCCGUCUCUCAACACACCUGCUACAAGCGCCUGGCAGGAGGAAGAGACUGCUUGACCUACCAUGUUUCUAGCUUUAGUGGUGACGCCAGAGCUGAGGGAGUUUCUGGCCAGGGCAAGAGGUGGAGCGGUGCGCCUCAUCAAAGUGUGCAUCCAAGACGAGCAGCUGGUGCUGGGGGCCUACAGAGAGCCAGAACAGAGCUGGGACCAGGAUUAUGAUCACUUCCUCCUUCCUCUCCUGGACGACCAGGAGCCCUGUUACAUCCUAUACCGCCUGGAUUCCCAGAAUGCACAGGGCUACGAGUGGAUCUUCAUAUCAUGGUCUCCUGACCAGUCUCCAGUGAAACAGAAGAUGCUGUAUGCUGCCACCCGUGCCACAGUGAAGAAAGAGUUUGGCGGUGGCCAUGUGAAGUAUGAGAUGUUUGGCACAGUUGAGGAGGACGUCUGCUUGCUGGGCUACCAGCGUCAUGUGUCAUCCUGCUCAGGUCCUGCCCCGCUCACACUAGCUGAACAGGAGCUCCAGAGGAUCAAAAUCACUGAGGGCAGAGUUAAACAGGUGAAGACAGAGAUCAGCGUGGAAAGUAAGCACCAGACACUUCAAGGCCUCGCUUUCCCACUGCAGGAGACGGCCAAAAGAGCCUUACAGCAACUCGCCCAAAAACGCAUCAACUACAUACAACUGAGGUUGGACACAGAGAAGGAGACGAUUGAGCUGGUUCACUCCAACCCGACAGAAAUUCGAGAUUUGCCCUGCAGAGUUCCUAAAGACACUCCCAGAUACCACUUCUUCCUCUACAAGCACUCCCACGAGGGAGACUAUCUGGAAUCCGUCGUGUUCAUAUACUCCAUGCCCGGGUACAGCUGUAGCAUCAAGGAGCGGAUGUUGUAUUCUAGCUGCAAGAGUCGAUUACUGGAAGAAGUGGAGAGAGAUUACCAUUUGGAAAUUGCUAAAAAGUUGGAAAUCGACGAUGGAGAUGAACUGACAGACAGCUUUCUGUAUGACGAGGUCCAUCCCAAGCAGCACGCCCACAAACAGGCCUUUGCUAAGCCCCGUGGCCCGGCAGGAAAAAGGGGACACAAGCGCCUUAUUAAGGGUACGGGGGAGACCAUACAGAACAGUUAGAGGUGGACAAAAAUUCUCCUGGACGUGUCUGCAGUUCCAGCCUUCUCGCUUUCCCCACACCCACUCACCGACACAUGCCAGGCUCAGAGGAAAGAGCACAUUAUUGGUUUCCACUGCCGUUUGUGUACUGACCACAGCAAACACUUGUGAUAUAAUAUCUUGUUUUUUUUUUUUGAUGAAAAUAUGCCGUUAAGUUAUCUUAAUCUGUUCCUCUUGUUCAGUUUGUUGCAAAAUCCCACAGGCAAAUCAGGCAAAUACAUAUAGAUACUUAGAAAAAUGCUAUAAAAUCAAUAAGAAAGAAAUAGUCCAGUUGAAACUAAAACAAGUGGUCUUGAUGAUAUGAAACUAAUCUGUGUGAUUUUUCCUUUAUUAUGAGUUAUUUCAAAGCAGAUUCACAAUACAUUAACAGUUUACAAUAUAAUAGACCAGUACAAUAAAUCUGUACUGAACUGGUGUUAAUGCAUAGUGUUUCAGCGCUCAUGUAAAGCCUCAAAUACACAUUUUUUUAUCAACAUUGUUUGUAAGAUAGAAGCAAUAUGAAAGCAGAUUCCAAAUAAAAUCUUGUUUAUACUGUGGUAUUACA
Messenger RNA from Thunnus maccoyii (southern bluefin tuna), 1924 nucleotides. Its product is annotated as twinfilin-2. Bases 283 to 1341 code for a protein of 352 amino acids. Lineage: Eukaryota; Metazoa; Chordata; Actinopteri; Scombriformes; Scombridae. The transcript has 9 exons. The record is from RefSeq and is a predicted model, not a curated record. Gene Ontology annotation, biological process: actin filament depolymerization; positive regulation of neuron projection development; regulation of lamellipodium assembly. Gene Ontology annotation, molecular function: actin filament binding; actin monomer binding. Gene Ontology annotation, cellular component: cytoplasm; myofibril; actin filament.